Alternaria arbusti is the source of this 1476-nucleotide messenger RNA. RefSeq lists its product as uncharacterized. Lineage: Eukaryota; Fungi; Ascomycota; Dothideomycetes; Pleosporales; Pleosporaceae. Bases 1 to 1476 code for a protein of 491 amino acids. The record is from RefSeq and is a predicted model, not a curated record. The transcript is spliced from 2 exons.
AUGGCAGCAGGCCCGCUACACCUGCAACAACCCGGACCGAUACCCCUAUAUGUCCUUCUUGUUCUCGUUGUCGGCAUCUGCUGCUACUUCUUCUUCAUAGGCACUGCCGCAGUACGGCUUUGGUUCUACAAAGGCGCCCUCGGCCCCGCUCCAGAGAAGUUCAUCGUGAUCAGGAACGAAACUCAAGAAGACGACCACCAUGCGGCGCCAAUCCACAGCAAACACAACGAGCUCGGCAUAAGCGCUGAAACCCUAAGGAAGCGGCGCAUGACCGUCUUCACCCACGACUCAUUAUCAGCGCCGACAGAAACCAUAUCACACAGCACCGCGUUCUCCCCCCGAAACCUGUCUACAGCAACAACAACAGUCAACCUCCAAGACAUCUCAGACAUCUCAGACCUAAGCUCAUUCACAAACUCGCAAACGCGAGCCUACCUAGCCGAAGAACGCCGAAUCUUGCGCAUGCCCGCCUUCGACGCCGACGACUGCGGAACAGGCGACUACUUCCCAGACAUACCCCUUACAAACCGGCCCAUCGAAUCCACAUCCCUCCAUUCCAACACCCUUACUGCCUCCCAUCUAGGUCUCACGCCCACACCCCGCAGCAACUGGCUCACCAUCUCCCCCCAAUACAUCGAAUACCACGCCGCACGCACCCACCUCCUCUUACGCAACCGCUCCUCCUGCAUCCACGUCACCCCCGAGGGCGAACGCGCAUGUCGCGAACUCCUGCAGGAAGUCACGUCUUUCCUCGUGGAGAUGUAUCCGCACCAAUUCCGUUUUCUGACGAAGCAGCGCAGGAAGCAUGUGCUGAAUGAGCUUACCCGGGAGGAUUUCGAAAUAGAACACGGAUUGGAAUGUCAUCCGUUGGAGGUGGUUGCUAGGUUGUGUGCGGAGGAUUUCAUGGUUUGGGGGCGGAGUGAGAGUACGUUGAAUUGGUAUUUACAAGCUGCUACGACGCUGUUUCCGUCGGGGUAUGUUGUUGCGCCGUAUAUGGGGAAGACGGUUGAUGUCGUGGUGGGUGGCGAGGGGAAGGGGGGACCGGGUAUGGUGCCUUGGUCUGAUCUCCAAUCCAUCCUCAAACUCCCCCUUCCAACACUCUCCCCCUACUCCUCCACCGGCCCCCUAUCCCACACGCAGACCUUCAUCCAAACCCGGCCCCUGCGCGCCACCCUAGCAUCAACCCUCCACAUCCCGCGGCCUAUGGACUUUUUCGCCGGCCACAUAGCUGAUCUGCAGCCAACUGAACUGCUCGUGCGUACUGAAACGCAGAUGUAUGCGCGUCUACCCAAAUCAGGUGCUGUCAUUGUGACCACGCGGACAAGCACCGAGACGCUGAGUGAGAUGAAAGAUAGGAUGACGAUGCGGGAGAAAGAAGCCUUUUUGAAGGAGAUCGGGCAGUGGGGAGAGGAGGAGGCGAGGGUGAAAGGGAGGGAUUUGUGGAUUGGGGUUGUGGAACGGUGUUUGAAAGGUUAG